Messenger RNA from Grammomys surdaster, 2376 nucleotides. RefSeq names its product mediator complex subunit 8 (gene Med8). Gene Ontology annotation, biological process: regulation of transcription by RNA polymerase II. The record is from RefSeq and is a predicted model, not a curated record. Gene Ontology annotation, cellular component: core mediator complex; mediator complex. Lineage: Eukaryota; Metazoa; Chordata; Mammalia; Rodentia; Muridae. The coding region runs from base 549 to 1364 and encodes 271 amino acids. The transcript is spliced from 6 exons. Gene Ontology annotation, molecular function: transcription coregulator activity; RNA polymerase II cis-regulatory region sequence-specific DNA binding.
UGUACUGAACUUCCUGAAAAAAAAAAAAAUGGCAGUGCCAACAUCACAGAAUGACACAAGAGGGAUUCUCCAUCCACCCAAGGAGAGCAACACAAUAACAGUAAGCAGUAGUGUGGUAGGCAGACUAUGUCAAUUUUCCAGAAAAGGGCCCUACAAAGGAGAUUGUGCAGAAACUCGAGCAUGUUCUUGUUAACCCUACUACAGAUCUAAGAGAAUGUUGCCUGUUGGGAGAGGCAAGGGUUUUUGAGCUGGAAGGAGAAGAGAAUUGAAAAAAUAAAGUGCUAAGUGAGUUCUAAGCCAAUUUUGUUACAAAGACAACAAAAUCAUGAGGUCACAAGCCAAAGGAAAUUAAGUCUUGGUGCAAUGUUCUUCUUGAAGGACUACAGUGUAGGAGGAUUAUAGAGGAAUCAGUUAGUAGGAGGACUUGAGGCCAGGUGAACAGGUUGAAAGGUCUCAGGGUUGAUGCUAUCUGUAACCCAAAUACUAAGACAGAAAACAAUUUAGCUUUUCUGUAUGUGUCGCACUCACUUGUAUCUGAGUAACCAAACAUGCUAUUGAUGCAGAGGGAGGAGAAGCAGCUUGAGGCAUCAUUAGAUGCCCUGCUGAAUCAAGUGGCCGAUCUGAAGAAUUCACUGGGGAGUUUCAUUUACAAGCUGGAAAACGAGUAUGACCGGCUGACCUGGCCCUCUGUCCUGGACAGCUUUGCAUUGCUCUCUGGGCAAUUGAACACUCUGAACAAGGUCUUAAAGCAUGAGAAGACACCACUGUUCCGUAACCAGGUCAUCAUCCCUCUGGUGCUGUCCCCAGACAGAGAUGAAGACCUCAUGCGUCAAACUGAAGGACGAGUGCCUGUUUUCAGCCAUGAAGUUGUCCCUGACCAUUUAAGAACCAAGCCUGACCCUGAAGUUGAAGAGCAGGAGAAGCAGCUGACCACAGAUGCUGCCAGAAUUGGUGCUGAUGCAGCUCAGAAGCAGAUCCAGAGCUUGAAUAAAAUGUGCUCAAACCUUUUAGAGAAAAUCAGCAAAGAAGAACGAGAAUCAGAGAGUGGAGGUCUCCGGCCAAACAAGCAGACUUUCAACCCUGCAGACACCAAUGCCUUAGUGGCAGCUGUUGCCUUUGGGAAGGGGCUGUCUAAUUGGCGACCUUCAGGUAGCAGUGGUCCUGGCCAACCCAGCCAACCAGGAGCUGGUACAAUCCUUGCAGGAGCCUCAGGAUUGCAGCAAGUUCAGAUGCCUGGUGCUCCAAACCAGCAGCAGCCAAUGCUCAGUGGAGUCCAGAUGGCUCAGUCAGGUCAACCAGGGAAAAUGCCAAGUGGAAUAAAAACCAACAUCAAGUCAGCCUCAAUGCAUCCCUACCAGCGGUGAGUGUGGACGGCAGCCUCCACUCUCAGGUGAUCCGUGCUGAGUUGAGCAAUGAAAUUUAUCUUUUGCUCAAGGCUUAUUUAGAUGGGUACAAUAAAAGGAACACAGGCUUUCAGCAAGAGACAGACCUCAGCUCCACUGUGACUAGCCAUGAGAACUUGGGAAAGUGACCUAAUGUUUCUCAUUUGUAAAUGGUGAUAAUACCUACCUCAUAGGGUUGUUGUGAGGAUUAAAAUGAGAAGAUGAGUGUAAAAAACACUUAGCACAGUAUACGAAAUACUGGGUCUUGAAUAAAUGAUAGUUUCCUACCUUUCGACCCUGCCAUUCCUUGUCCUACACACAGAACUUACCAUGAUUUGGUUCAACUCCAUGACAACGGUGAUCUAAAGGGCACAGGAUCAAGUAAUCCAGGAACCAUGGUGGCCUGUGUGUCUUGGGGGCAUACGUCUCCACAGGCCCACCUGUCCAGGUUCUAUCCUGCUGGCCCUAAAAGCUACAGGUGAGGGAGGAGGUUUCUAGGGGACACUGUGCACUUCCAGGUCUGAUGAAACCAGCUCAGCUUUUACCUGGGAAAUAGGUAAAAGUGCCCAUCUUUUACCCUUCUGUGCUUCUAAAGAUUUCCCGAGACCAGCGGGUGGGAGAUCUCUUAAGAAGGGACCCUGUCAGGCAACAGCACAAAUAAAUAUUGUCUUCCUCCUUUGAGGGCAAUUGUGUUUCACACUGACAUGGAUUGGGGUUCAUUUGUCCACACAGUAACUACUCCCUGUUUCUGUCCUCUUCCACCUCACUAAGUGUGUGGCUCAGAUUAGAUCUGGAUUGAAAGUGGGAAGGGUAACAGCCCCAUUCAUCUUGCCUGCUUUUGUAGAGUUGACGAACAGUGGAUUUUUGGAUAGCCAGCCAUGUUGCCUUUCUCAGCGUUCUUUUCUGGGCAAGGGCAAGGGCAGGGAUUGAGUCAGCAGAAGUGGGCCAAAGGGUUUCUUUGUUCAAUAAAGAUAUUUAAAUUAUGUUCACUGGC